GUCUCAAGGUCGCCCCGCCCCAUCUAUACGUAGAGUAUGCGAUAUUAUGCAUACUCGACAGGCAUCAAAUCCUGACCAUCGAACUCGCUCAAGGAUUUUCUUCCUGUGGAAGUACGUACAGAGGCUCGGUCCAUGUCGUGACAAUUACCAUCGUGGCGGAGACGCAUCCUUCCUCGAACCACCUGAACAUCAGGUUCUGGAACUUUCAUUUUCGUCCGCCUCAGGGUUGCAUCGCAUGAUUUCCGAGUUGAUGGAGUACAAGGCUGGAUGCACGUGGUUAACACACUGCACAAAACGAGGCGUUGCCGUCCCGACCAAACCUAUGGUUUCAACCUCUGUUACGUUUGCUGCCACAGCAACGUUCUCAAACAAGAUUGCGCUGAUAAUGUACCUCGUAGCAAUAUGGCCAUUUCGGUAUACCGAACAUUCAUCCGCCUUGUGUUCUGUGGAUCAGUCAUGCCGGCCAUAGACGAGUCGAAUGGGGGCCGCGGAAGUAAUCAGCGGUGCACAGAGCUGGCCAGCCCUCCUGCUUGGUCGUUCUCCUUGGUCCGCUGUGCCAAUGCGAGGUGGCAAACCAUCAUAGCAUUUUCAAGUAGUCGGAGAUCUACUCCGUAAUAGAUCCAACAUUCGCAAUUAUAUGGAGAAUAGUAAUAGUCCCGAGCGUAAGUAAGGGCAAGG
Molecule: messenger RNA, 678 nt
Organism: Aaosphaeria arxii CBS 175.79
Lineage: Eukaryota; Fungi; Ascomycota; Dothideomycetes; Pleosporales
Exons: 3
Coding region: 47-469 (140 amino acids)
Source: RefSeq, a predicted model, not a curated record